Molecule: messenger RNA, 1620 nt
Organism: Uranotaenia lowii
Lineage: Eukaryota; Metazoa; Arthropoda; Insecta; Diptera; Culicidae
Exons: 1
Coding region: 1-1620 (539 amino acids)
Source: RefSeq, a predicted model, not a curated record
AUGAAGAAAAUGGAAACGAUCCUCCCAUUGUGGCUUCUGAUUAUGGGAUUCGUAUCGGCAGAAACGAUUCAUUUCACGAACUCCCUUAAGCAUUUGCAAACGACGAAGAAUUUUACCACGUACGAGGUAGAGGUUCCUGGAUCACGUCCUAUUACCAUAAUCGAAGCGAAUCCGGAAGACCCUCCGGAGUUGACUUCGAGACCCCCAGCUGUUGUUGGUCGAUAUCGGAACAAUGCCGCGGUUAGUGUUGAAGAUUUGAAAGGAUCGCGGAACAAGAAUGAUGGGGGUGACAAUGUGGCUGCAAUGGCGGGAGGAUCUUUGAAGAAAACUCUCUACUCGCCUGAUUUGUUGAACAAAUUUCUUCGCGAGUAUUCCGAGAAGCUAAAGAAUGCUGAUUCCAGCACUCGACAGAAGCUAAAUGAAAUUACGUUGAUAAAUACGAAAAAACCGUUGACAAACGACAGUGAUAAGAAGGUUGAAGACGAACAGGGAAAGGAAGAUGAGUUUAACUUUUCCGAUGUCGAUGAACGGAACAAUGGUAAUGGAAAGUGGUACGGUGACAAUCGCAAAGAUCAUCCCUGGAAUUCCAAGCAAGGGUGGGUUACGAUGGAAGCUGUUCCGUGGUCUGCUAGUAAAGUAUCAAAAUGGCAAAGCAACAAUUCGAACAAAAAGGGUGAUCAAAAUCGGGUUCAAAGCAAUUAUCACGGAACUCACUGGAACGACAAUGACACCGCAGAUAUGUAUGCGCGACCUAAACCAUUGCUGGGAUCAAUUGCUUCUCAAUCCAACAGUUAUUAUGGCCACAGUGAAGACGAUGAUUACAGUGAUACUCCUUAUUCUUCCGGAGGGCGUCCAACUUACUCGGAUGAAAAACUCUUCAAGCCCUCGCUCGAAUCAUUUUACAAUCGAAGGUAUCAGCCAGCAGAAGAUUACGAUCGUAAAUCAUACCAACCCCCAACCUCGGAAUCUCACGCCGGAGACACGUGGUACGAUCACGGUUUCAAAAAGCUGUACGAUAAUCAACAUCACAGGCCUGAUAUCAUAACCGACGGCCGAAUGCCACAAUUUCCUGCCUACGCACCACCCGUGCUGCGGCCAUCCCGUUUUCCCAGCGAUCGUAAUCACCCACAGUCCUAUCCGGAAAACGGAAACGGAGAAUGGAUCCUCAUCUCCACCACCAAAGGUUACCAAUACCCCAGAAGGCACGGCCAGCGAGCGAUCACAUUUUCGCCCAAUGCCGUUGCCCACAAAUCGGUCAAACUAACGGUGUUACCGAUGAAAAAUACCCAAGACAUGACCACAUCUCACAACGGUCUCAUCGAGGUCGCAUCAUCGACCCAAACCGUGGAACAGUCCUACAAAGAUCAGCAGAAGAAAACCAAACUUCAACCGGCCACCACUCAGGCACCACCGAUCCGGAAACGACGAGUACUUCCCCAAAUCUCGCUGAUGCGUCAGGAUGUUCCGGACAGUUCGGCAGUGCUGGCAGCGGUCGGUGCCGGUAUGGUUCCGGCGGCCCUGGCCGUUCUCGCUCCCAUGGUGCUGGGCCGACGACGAAGGGAAGCUGACACGGGGGCCGAAUUCCGACCACCCCUCGCUGCACCAACCCGCUUACAGUAG